AUGGCGUCGUCCACUCGUUUGUCAAUCCAGUCACUCACUACAGUUUUGCUUUCUUUGUAUCUAAUUUUCGUAUCGCACGUCGAUUCCCUUGCUAGCACAGACACCAUUACAUGGGGUGGCUCCAACGACCGAAGCGGCUACCAGAACAAUCACAACAUGGACCCGGCUGUGGUUGGAAGUUCUCAAUUCGGGCUCCUCUUUAAGGCCCGCCUGCCCGGCACAUAUCCCAUCAAUGGUCAGAACGUCCCUGAACAGAUAUUCUCCCAGCCGCUGGUAUAUACUGGCUCCGAUGGCGUUCAGUAUGUCUAUGUUGCAACAACCCAGAAUAAUGUGUACAAACUGGCGGCAAAGACCGGCGUUAUUGUCGCCUCUCGAAACCUGCAUCGGCCAUUCUUGGUCAGCGAUCUGGACGGAUGUGUUGAUAUCAACCCAACUGUCGGUGUAACAGCGACUGGUGUCAUUGACCCAGAAACGGACACAUGGUACUUCACAUCCAAGACUUAUAUCGAUCAGAAUCUUACUGGGGCAAACGGCCGUCCGAAUGGACGCUACUACGUUCAUGCCAUCAGUACUGUGGAUCUCACCGAAAGACCCAAUUUCCCUGUCAGCCUUGAGGGUAUGGUGGCCCGCAACAAUCCGGUGCGAUCGUUCAACGGUGGGAUUCAUCACCAACGUCCUGCGCUGCUCCACACCGGCGAAUAUGUCUACGCUGGCUUUGCGAGUCAUUGUGUGCUGUACAACUUUACUGGCUGGAUUGUGGGCUGGCACAAGGGCACUGGACAGAUCGUGGAGAGAUUCGCGACUGAAGGUGCCGGCGUCGGUCCCAAUGUUCCCGGUGCGGGUGUGUGGAUGUCAGGAGGCGGCCUGGCGAGUGACGAUAAGGGCUCGAUGUUCUUCGCUUCCGGAAAUGGCUAUGCUUCUCAGCUCGCUGGCGUCCCAGUCAACGGACGAAGCCCACCUACCGCUCUCGAGGAAGCCGCGGUUCACAUGGCAAUCAACGAAGACGGCUCUUUGAAUGUCGUGGACUUCUUCAUGCCUUGGGAGAAGACCCAGCUUGACGGUGCUGAUAAAGAUCUUGGCACGUCACCGCUGGAAAUACUCCCGAGUCAAUUCUCUUGCGGAGAUAUCAAACGCAUUGGUGUGGUCACCGGCAAGAGUGGAAAGACCUAUUGGCUCAACCUCGACAACCUUGGCGGCUACCAGAAUGGCCCGAACAAACUCGACAACGUCAUUCAAGUCUAUCAAAAUGAGAACUCGGUCUAUGCUGGUGCUGGUGUGUACCCUCUCGAAGGUGGAUACAUCUACAUCAACGUCAUCCAGUAUCAGACACAUGUGUUCAAGUUCUCCUGCAACGACGGCGUUCCUUACUUCAACAAGGUGGCGGACUCUCCCGAGAAGAAUGCAUACGUUCUCGGUGUCGGUCAUGGCACGGUGACCUCGCUCAACGAUCAGCCUGGAACGGGCCUGGUGUGGACAUCCGAUGUCGAAGGCUCCAACCUACGCAUCUAUAAUGCUAUCCCGGAUUCGAACGGCCUAAUGACGGAGAUCAACUCCUUCGUCACGCCCGGAACCACCAAGUUCACCAGACCUGUGUUUGGAGAUGGCAUCGUGUAUCAGGGUACGACGCAAGGAUACUUGUAUGCGUAUGGCGCGCCUGUCAACUUGCCCUUGAACUGCACCUCCCUGCAUUUCGGGACAGCCAAUCUGAACACCACCACGGCGCCGAUGACCAUUCAAUGCACAGCGAACACUGCUGCUACAGUCACUGCUGCAAGUCUCUCAGGCAACCCGAACUUCGCCGUCAGUGCUUUGCCCGGUCUCCCUCUCGCGAUUGCCAAGGGCCAACGGUUCUCAUUCCAGGCGACCUUUACGCCGCAGACAGUCGGGCCCUUGUCUUCGUCUGUCAUCCUCAACACCACCCAACAAGCUGCUGGCUUCAGUAUCAAUACGCCCGUACAACUCAAGGGUACGGGUCAAAGCCAAGCUGCUCUGUUGAUGACUUCACCAAAUACAGUCGGUUGGAACGGCGUCAUCACGGGACAACAAGCUGGGGGCGUUAAUCAGUCUGUGAUCAUUAGCAACCUCGGCAACAGUCCUCUCAUAAUCAGCAAGGUUCAGUAUUCCAUUGUUGGUGAGACUGGGCCCUGGAUUACCCCAAAUGGUACGCAGGCGAUGACUGUCGUAUCCGCUUUCACCUUCUACAACAUGCCGUCGUCGAUACCGCCAAACAGCGCUGUGACGGUUCCAAUCAACUUUAAACCGUCAUACUCGGCCAAUUUCGCUGCUUUCGUCAGUAUUGUCUCUAGUGGCGGCACGAAAGUCGUCGAUGUGCUUGCAGCAGGAUCGGACGAGCCAAAAGCCGUCCUUGAAUUCGAAUCACCCAACGGAGGCUGGGUUCCCUACGACAACACCACUGCGUUUAGCUUUGGGAACGUCACGGAAAACACGAGCCAAUUUCUCAAACUCCGUCUCAGCAACAACGGGUCUGCAAAUGCUGCCCCGAUCUCAGUGACUGUCAGCAAACCUCCAUUCGGUAUCUCAGGCAGCAUCAUCGGUGCCAACAACGCGGUCGAUCUAGCGGAAGGCACACUUGUCUACGCCGGGCAAAACCUCACUGCCACGCUUUUCUGUUCCGUUCCGAAGAGUCAGAUCAACGUCGAUCCCUACAACGGCACGGCUCAAUGGACAAUGAAUCUCAACGAUCCUACUUUCGGAAAGCAGCACAUCGAAUUCUUUUGCAACGCCGUCUCGGAGCAGGCGCCGCCCUUGAACCCGAUUACCCAACAAGGUACCUACAGAUAUGCUGGCUGCUUCAAGGAGAAUAACCCGGAUCGACAACUCCAAACUGCCAUCUACAGCGGGCCGGCUAACACAAACGAGAAGUGCAUAGGCCUGUGCUCUGCUGCCGGCUACAUCUUCGCUGGCACUCAGUACGAGCAAGAGUGCUGGUGUGGCUACAAUCGGCCGAAGAAAGUCGUCGAUGACGCCGACUGUAACUUCGCGUGCGACGGCGAUGUCAAUGAGGUCUGCGGCGGUAAUGGGAUUGACGAGGCAGGGUCUUACAUCUCACUCUUCGGCGACAUCACUCGCUGGAAUGGUAAUUCUACAGACACACCAGGGCCGUACGUCAAUCCUGGAAAACUCGGCUUCGACAGUGUCGGAUGCUACACCGAAGGCACCAAUUCCCGCGCUCUCAAUGUUCAACCCCAGUCCAACAACACCGUGGCCGGAUGUUUGAAAGCCUGUCAAGGUUACUUAUACUCUGGUCUCGAAUAUGGCGGUCAAUGCUUCUGCGGGAAUACGUUGGCAGCUGGAUCCGUAACUGCCAGCGCCACAGACUGCAGUAUGACAUGCAACAACAAUCAGACCGAACUUUGUGGAGGCCCAAGCCGACUCAACAUGUAUGUAUAUGGGAAUGGUACCCUGCCUGACACGCCACCUUCCACUGGCGGAGGCAACAACAAUCCCACUCCACCGACAGGACCUACCGUUCCGGCAACCAUCGGCAACUUCACUUAUCAGUCAUGCUACACCGAAGUGGCUGGUCGGGCCCUCGCUGGCUUCGCCCUUGCGGAUAACAGUAUAACACUCCAAACUUGUGCCAGAAACUGCACUCAGUAUCAAUACUUUGGCGUCGAGUACGGUCGUGAAUGCUACUGCGGGAAUGCACUUACUUCAGGAAGUGUCCCGGCAACGGAUGGCCGCUGUAACAUGGCCUGUUCUGGCAACUCAAGCUUCACUUGUGGUGGUCCCAAUGGCUUGACACUGUACCGGAACACCAAUUGGUCUUCUUCGACCCCUCCUCCUCCUCCACCGCCACCGAACCAGCCAUCCAGUCCAGUUAUCGUCCCCAGUGUUGGCAACUACCAAUAUGUCGACUGUCAUACUGAAGUCCCUGAUCGGGCUUUGACAGCCAAGGCUGUCGCGUCAAAGGACAUGACGGUACCGUUCUGUGCGGGCAACUGUACUGGCUUUACCUACUUCGCCAUCGAGUACAGCCAAGAGUGUUAUUGUGGCAAUAGUCUCGCGUCUGGCUCUGUUACCGCAACAGACGGGCGCUGCUCCAUGACCUGUGCGGGCAAUUCGUCGACCAUCUGUGGCGGACCGAAUGGCUUAACUCUCUACCAAUAUGUUGUACCGUCGAGUUCGAGUGCAAUCACAUUCACAAGUACCGUCAGAUCCAGUUCCUCUAUGGUCGCGUCGACGUCGACUUCAAUGUCGUUGAGGUCGAAUUCAAGCACAGCCACAAGUACCACAUCGAGCAUCAGCUCUAGCUCCUCACUCGUGUGGUCGAUUACGACGUCGUCGACUUUGAAUUCAAGCACAGUCUCAAGUACCAUAUCGAUCAUCAACUCCAGUUUCUCGUCAAUCGCGUCGACGUCGUCUUCAACGAGGACCUCUUCUGGCUUGUCCACGGUCGUGGCGGUAUCUACUUCUAACGCCUCAUCGAGCACCUCGCGUACUGGUAGCUCUACCUUAUCGUCAACGACUCCGGCCGAUACGACGUCGUCAAGCUUCGGGUCAACAACAUCGAGCUCCACGCCAACGACCUCACUGGUUAGCUCCGCAUCCAGGUCCUCGUUGAGCACAAGCACAACUUCCAGUGUAGCUCCCGCGACUACAGACUCAACUACCACAACGUAUGCUGCUGGCUCUACGACAUUGCCAGGCCCUGCUGUUUCCAGCACUCGGACAUUAUCAGCAAGCACCAGUACAGCUUCAACUUCAGGAUCUACCGCCGGCGCUUCGACAUCUUCAGCAGGGACACUCAGCUUCAGUACGAGCAUUCCACCAACAAAUACAUUAUCCACAAGCAGCACCUUGUCAACAAGCAGCUACGGCUUCAGCACGAGCUUCAUCCCUGUCCAGUUGUCGAGUGGCAGUACUGUCGUUUCAAGCACAAGCACAAGAACAACCUCAACGACCACCACAAACCGUCUUACCAGCUCCACCUCGUCUCCGACAACAUUCUCUACCCGUCUCCCCAGUACUCUCUCCACCACCUCCUCCCCAUCCAACCCGUACUUCCCGGCCGUAUAUCUAGGCUGCGCCGCCGAAGCGACACAAGGCCGCCUUCUCUCCGCCUCGUCCACCGCAUCCCCCGGCAUGACCAUCGCCAUGUGCAUCUCCUUCUGCAGCGCGCGCAACCUCCCCCUCGCGGGCCUCGAGUACGGCCAAGAAUGCUACUGCGGGUCGUGGGCCACAACCACGACCAUCUCAGCUUUCAACGCCACGGGCUGCACGAUGCCCUGCGCCGGCGACCCGCAGAGCACAUGCGGCGGCCGCAGUCGGCUGAGCGUGUACAACAACACCUCCCUAUCCCCGCCGGCCGCCAAACCCGUGCUUCCAGGCGGCUACGCUUACCAGGGGUGUUUCACGGACGCGUCGGCCUCGCAGCGCACCUUGGGCGGCGGGUACGCGUGGGCCAACGGCACGGGCAUGACGCAGGAGCUGUGCGCGUCGACGUGUCUGGCGAAGGGGUACAAGUUCGCGGGUGUCGAGUUUGGCAAGGAAUGUUACUGCGCCAACGCGCUCGGCAUUGCCGCUGCCAACGGUGGAGGAGGUGGAGGAAGCUCAGCCUCCUCAGGAGCAAAGGCCGUCCCGGCGCCGGAGUCGGAGUGUAACAUGCUCUGCGUGGGCGAUGCGCGUGAGUUGUGCGGCGGCAGCGCGAGGAUCGGUGUCUGGAUGAGUGGUGGUUGA
Molecule: messenger RNA, 5700 nt
Organism: Cladophialophora carrionii CBS 160.54
Lineage: Eukaryota; Fungi; Ascomycota; Eurotiomycetes; Chaetothyriales; Herpotrichiellaceae
Exons: 5
Coding region: 1-5700 (1899 amino acids)
Source: RefSeq, a predicted model, not a curated record